Molecule: messenger RNA, 1982 nt
Organism: Canis lupus familiaris (dog)
Lineage: Eukaryota; Metazoa; Chordata; Mammalia; Carnivora; Canidae
Gene: TMEM86B
Product: transmembrane protein 86B
Exons: 3
Coding region: 1081-1761 (226 amino acids)
Cellular component (GO): membrane
Source: RefSeq, a predicted model, not a curated record
CCUGAGCCGCUCUUGUACUCUGGCCUUGGCCUUGAGUUCUGGGAUCUGGGGUUGGGGGUUCUGAGCUGCCCUUGCACCCUGCCGUCAGGACCCCAGGCCUUCCCUCAGCCCCUGGGUAUGGCCCUCAGAGUGCAGUUUGGCUCCUGGACCUUCAUGAUUUGCUGAGGGUGGGGUCACUUAUGCUCAGACCAGGAAAGGGUGUCCCGGGAGGAGGAGCAGAGCCCUGCCUCAUCCCCACAAGCUGUUUUUGGAGUCCCUCCAUGCCCCCCAGCCCUGUGUAUCCCGGGUCCAUACAUACCUCCAGUCUUGGUGGGGGUGACAUGGCUGGGCGACUUUGCAGCAGUGAUGUUCUGAACCUUGUCGCAUGUAGUGGAGCGGUGGGUGCCUGUGGGUGGCCAACCCAUCGAGAUAGGUGGGUACCCAGUAAAUCCAUUCCUUCUAAACCAGAAGUUGAGCACGGGCCCAGUGCACUUGCAGGUUUGCACAAAAGUCUGUUGGGAUGACAUGCAACUCAAGCCAGCAUGGAGCGAUGACUAUACAACCCAGCACUUGGCAUUUGAUCCCUCUGGAUUGUCUGUGGACAGAUUCUGGGGGCCUGAGGCCAGAGCUGAGGGUAGCGUGAGGUGUGGCCCCCGGGCAGCCUUCUGGGGGACGGUGGGCAGGGACAUAGGGAGUUUCCAUCCUGCACCUCCAGGCAGAAUGGUCCUGCCACCUAAGACCAGGGAUGAUGGCGCUGCCCUGCUCAGGGGACCCCAGGUGCAGGGGAGGGCAUUGAUGGCCACGCACCUGUGCCUCCCUUGCCCUCCUGCCACUGCCAGGCAGCCAGGGAGGAAGCCAGGUCUGGUGGGCAGGGUCAGGGUACUGUGGGGGAGGAGGGACCCCUGGGUCCCCCGUGGUUGCCUUAUCAGCGGUGCCAGGUGGGGCCAUCCCCAGGGCGGGGGCAGCAUCUCCUCGGGCCUGUUAUCGGUCCCAGAGUCCACAGGACGCUCCUCGGGUUAACGUGUAACCACACACUGUCCCCUCCACCCCCAAAGCCACCCGUGCCCACACACACGCUACUCUGGGUAGUCAUAGACCGACAUGGACGCCUGGGAAGAGGGUCUGCCGGGAAAGCCUUGCUUCUUAGUCCAACAGCCACGCCUGUGCUGGUGGUUGAGCCCCUUCUUCCUCACCUGUGCUGUCUACUUCCUCCUCUGGAUCCCUGAAGACCAGGUAUCCUGGGUCAGCGCCCUCGUCAAGUGCCUGCCUGUGCUGUGCCUGGCGGUGUCCCUGCAGGCUGUGCGAGGGGGCAGGGGCUACCACACACGCCUGCAGGGGGCCCUCCUGUCCUCAGCUGUGGGGGAUGCCUGCCUCAUCUGGCCUGAGGCCUUUCUCUAUGGUGUGGCUGCCUUCACCAUGGCCCACCUGCUCUACCUCUGGGCCUUUGGCCUCACUCCCCUGCGGCCAGGCCUCCUGCUGCCCGUCGCCCUGGUCUCCGUCCUGUAUUACGGCCUCCUGCUGCUCCACCUCCCAGCCAGCAUGGUCCCGGCCCUGGCGGCCUAUUCCUUGGUCCUGGCCUCCAUGCUGUGGCGCGGCCUGGCCAGAGGUGGGACCGUCUGCUGGGGUGCCCUGCUCUUCACGCUCUCGGAUUCAGUGCUGGCCUGGGAUACCUUCGUCCAGCCACUGCCCCACGCCCGCCAGGUGGUCAUGACCACCUACUAUGCUGCCCAGCUCCUCAUCACCCUGUCAGCCUUCCAGAGCCGCAGGCUCAAGACCACCUGACUGGGGUGGCAACAUCCUGGGGCUCCCAGACCGGCCCCACCACUUGACACGGUGAGAACCGUAUGUGGAAAUCCACGUCUGUUGCCAAGGCCCUGCCACCUUCCCUCUGUUCUGACUCUGGAUUCCAGACCCUACCCCCACAGCCUCUCACCUGCCUCCACCUGCCCUCCUCUCCUCGGCCCUGAUCUAUUUUGUGCCCAAGUAAAGUGGACACUAAAACA